Cyphellophora attinorum is the source of this 1674-nucleotide messenger RNA. RefSeq names its product 3',5'-cyclic-nucleotide phosphodiesterase. Lineage: Eukaryota; Fungi; Ascomycota; Eurotiomycetes; Chaetothyriales; Cyphellophoraceae. The record is from RefSeq and is a predicted model, not a curated record. The coding region runs from base 1 to 1674 and encodes 557 amino acids. Gene Ontology annotation, molecular function: 3',5'-cyclic-AMP phosphodiesterase activity; 3',5'-cyclic-GMP phosphodiesterase activity. The transcript is spliced from 3 exons. Gene Ontology annotation, biological process: cAMP catabolic process; cGMP catabolic process; negative regulation of glucose mediated signaling pathway.
AUGAGCCCUGAGCUGCGCGUUCACGGGAAGCAGGACAAUGCUUCGUUCCAAGUGAUUGUGCUGGGCGCUACCGGCGGUCCGUGCGAAGACAACGUUACCGGCCUCCUCGUACGAUCCGCCCAAGCAGAAUGGCGGAAAGGAUCAGUCAUCGCGGUGGAUGCUGGAGCGCAUUUGGGAAGCAUUGUUCGACUGCUUGAGCAAUAUAUGCCACGCGCCUCGAAUAAGACACCCGAAGCAGGCCAUACUACGGUAUUGAAGUCUGGUCCGUUUGCCGGCAUCAAGUUUCCACAAAUCUCAGCCAAGGCCAAUGCCCUGUACAUCUUUCGGGAGCUGCUGCACUCCGUUCUCAUCACGCAUCCUCAUCUCGACCACCUGUCCGCUAUUGCGAUCAAUACGCCAGCACUAGAGUACGGUCGGGAAGCAAAAGCGAUAGUAGCGUUGCCCUCAACAAUCGAGGCGAUCAAGACCCACAUUUUCAACGAUUGGAUUUGGCCCAACCUGUCCGAUGAGGGACAUGGCGUCGGCUUCGUCACCUAUCGGAGGCUGAUAGAAGGAGGAAACCCGAGGCUAGGUAGCGGUGACGCUCGUGGGUACGUCAAUGUGUGCGAUGGACUGGCCACCAAGUGCUGGAGUGUCAGUCAUGAGUACAGCUUUCCCACAAGGCGCAUGUCGAGGAUGUCGGAUCACGACCACGGUUACUUCAGCACGAUGGGCCAUCCAAGCCAUGGCUAUGGUCCUUCCGGAGCCGCUCCGCCUCCAUCAACGCCGGGAGCAUACGCGAGCCAGCCCCAAAGCGCGGUUGAUACAGCGCAUAUGUUCGAGCCAGUCUCCAGCUCUGCUUUCUUCAUUCGAAACGAUGAGACCGGCGCAGAAUUGCUCAUCUUCGGCGACAUUGAACCUGACACGGUCAGCAUCUCGCCACGGAAUCAUGUUGUCUGGGAAGAUGCGGCUCAGAAGUUCGCUGCCGGCCACCUGAAGGCCGUCUUCAUUGAAUGCUCCUACGAUGACAGUGUGCGAGAUGCAGACUUGUACGGUCACUUGUGCCCACGCCACUUGAUAGCAGAGCUGCGAUACCUGGCCAAUUGUGUCAUCAAUGCACGCAAAGUAGCCGGACAUACCCUCGUAGAAGGCGCAGAACCUCUUAAAGCUCCAGCUAACACGAUGCACCUGUCGAUUGCCGACGCGAAGAAGAAACGGAAGAGAGGCGCCAAUGGAGAUCUCCAGAAAACGCCCGAGCUGGAAGCAACCGAAUUUGCGACACCUCCAUCUCCUCGCCCUUUACUCAGUGGCUAUGUGGGCAGCAGGUCGCCUUCGGCUUCAAGGCGGAAGACAUCCCACCAUUCUGUCCCAGAGCAAGGAUCAGUCGGAAUGAAGUCUGCGACGCCGACGCGGAAGCGGUCAGUCCAAUUCAGUGGCACGGGACCUAGCAUGAACGUGCCAUCCGGAACUGCGCCUCCACCACCUCUGAACGUCAGCAUAAUGGGAAGUCUUCCAAAGAAGCUAGACGAGCCUUUGAAAGGUUUGGUUGUUCACAUUAUUCAUGUGAAAGAUACCAUGAUGGACGGGCCAUCUCCGGGCGAGGUCAUACUCGAAGAACUGCGAGCACAAUCUGAAGAGGCUGGCCUCGGCGUCGAGUUCGAUGUCACGUCUUACGGUGAAAGCAUCUGGGUAUGA